UAGGUGACUCGAGGCCUCUAAAUGCGCCUUCGCCUCGCGUCUUUAGCCACCGCGUGGAGCCGCAGCGAAUGCCGGGCUCGGCGGGGCUACGAUCCGCGUGUCCGCGUCCCUAUGCCGCGGAAUUGCCUUCAAGGGGGGGCUCGGGGCGCCGCGGACGACGCAGUCUUCAGGGUAUCGCCGGCGUCCACCAACGGCCUGGCGACCCCCGCGUCGUCCUUUGUAGCGUCCACCCCAAUGGCCUGCGCGGCCGUUUCAAAGUCCACCAAUUCGGGCGUCGCAGUCGGCGCGUUGGCCGUAUCGCCCGCCGCUGUGUGUCCUGUGGAUGACGGUGCAUCGACCGAUGCCUCGUUGGAUAUUCUCAGCCCUCCCUGCGUAACGUUUCCAGCAGACGCCGUUGUCACCAGCAGUGCCCCGUUGUCCAUCGCCUGCGCACCGGCAUCCACCGCCUGUAGCGUGACUGCACCCUGCCACAGCAGUAGCACCAUCGCCAGCUCCGCACCGUCCACCACUUCCAUUAGCAGAACAUCCGUCCCACAGUUAACCUCCAACAGCAGCUUCAUUGCCUCCGCAACAAUGACCACCGCCAUCCCAAUGUCCACCACAACUACCACGGUGACCUCCACCCCAGUGUCCAUCCCGCUGUCCACCACCACCCCAAUGUCCAACACCACCAUCCCAAUGUCCACCACUACCACCGUGACCUCCACCCCAGUAUCAGACCCGCUGUCCACCACCACUACCACCGUGACCUCCACCCCAGUGUCCAUCCCGCUGUCCACCACCACCCCAAUGUCCAACACCAUCCCAAUGUCCACCACUACCACCACCGUGACCUCCACCCCAGUAUCAGACCCGCUGUCCACCACAACUACCACCGUGACUUCCACCCCAGUGUCCAUCCCACUGUCCACCACCACCCCAAUAUCCACCACCACCCCAAUGUCCACCACCACCAUCGCAACAUUCACCCCACCGUCUACGACCACCACAACCACCGCCCCCCCGUCCACCCGCAGCCUACCCGCCCCAUCUCCUCGCUCCUUCACGGCGACGCAUUUCUCCGAGACGGAGUUGGUGCUCCAGGGCUCCCUGCGCAAGGUGCGCCCCUACUACGCGGACGCGGUGGCGCACUGCAAGGCGCGCUGGCUCGGCCUCUCCCUGCGCCAAAUCUACGAGCGCGAAUUCCACUCGGAGACCGUGGCCUCGUACGAGGCCGCGUGCGCCGUGGGCCGCCUCACCCUCAACGGCCUCCGAACCCACCUGGACGCCGUGCUCCGCGACGGCGACACGAUCCGCCUGCGGGCCCACAGGCACGAGCCGCCCGUGAGCUCACGGCCCGUGGUGGUGGUGGCCGAGGAGCACGAUUUGGUGGCGGUGGACAAGCCCGCGUCGCUGCCCGUCCACCCGUGCGGCCGCUAUCGCCACGGCUCGCUGCUGUUCGUGCUGGGCAAGGAGCAUGGCGUGUCUGGGCUGCACACGCUGCAUCGCCUCGACCGCCUUGCGUCGGGCCUCGUGGUGUUCGCCAAGAGCAGAGAGGCGUCCAGGAGGGUGGAUGAGCAGAUCAGGCAGAGGCUGGUGCACAAGGAGUACUUGUGCCGCGUGGUGGGCGAGUUCCCGGCGGGAGAGGUGGUGUGCGAGGAGCCCCUGUCCGUGGUGGAGGGCCGGCUGGGCGUGAGCCGCGUGGACCGCCUCGCCGGCAAGCCCAGCCGCUCGCUGUUCCGCCGCCUGCGUUACGACGCUGACGCUUGCGCAGGCGGCUCGAGCUUGCUGAGCUGCGUGCCCGUGACGGGACGGUCCCACCAGCUGCGCGUCCACCUGCAGAGCCUGGGCUUUCCCAUCCUGCUCGACCCCUUGUACGGGUCGCCGGCAUGGGCCAGCGGAGCGCCACUCGUCGACGUCCUCCGGCGCAUCGCCGACGAGACGUGCGAGCCGUCUGCGCGCUCGCUGGUGGAGCGGCUGGGCGCCGCCGAUGAUUGGGCGUGGGGGCGAAUCCCACCGGGCACUGGUGGAGUUCGUGGUGGUGGUGACGUCGCGAGUGAGCCUGUGAUGGCGGAGGUUGUGUGGCCGGAGAGAGACCCCAUCUGCAGCGAGUGCCGGCUGCAGCGGCCAGACCCAAGGCCGCGAGACCUGGGCAUGUGCCUGCACGCCCUGCGCUACAGCGGGCCUGGUUGGGGCUUCGAGGUGCCCAUGCCGGAUUGGGCCGCACCUGAUUGGACUGAAGACCUCGCGGCAUUUUAAAGUUUGACAGCCGAGAAGUGAGAAAAUCUCUCAUCUGGGUAUGAGGGCAUCUGUUUAAUACAAUAGCCAUUCAGGUUUCCCAUGUAUGAUCUCAAUUUGGAAAUGAUUUUGGUGACAAGGUUAGACAUACAAUAAAACACGUGCACUGUAAUGUGUUAUACGUUAAUGGCUGAAAAUAUUAUAGAACCUGGUUACUCAUCUCCUUUAGAAUUGGCCAGCUAGUGUAGUGACCUAUCAUCUGCUGUCCCCUUUAUGAUGCGACUCGCACGGUUGUAAAAAAAAGAUGGUUUUGCAUGUUGACGCUUAAUAAAUUUUAAUUUUAACUCUG
Messenger RNA from Lethenteron reissneri (Far Eastern brook lamprey), 2566 nucleotides. Its product is annotated as pseudouridylate synthase RPUSD2-like. Gene Ontology annotation, biological process: enzyme-directed rRNA pseudouridine synthesis. The record is from RefSeq and is a predicted model, not a curated record. NCBI's taxonomy places the organism in Eukaryota, Metazoa, Chordata, Hyperoartia, Petromyzontiformes, Petromyzontidae. Gene Ontology annotation, molecular function: RNA binding; pseudouridine synthase activity.